CUCGUUGUUGCUACGGUUGCCGCUUCCGCUUGACGGCAAUGUGUGUGACUCGGCAUGGCGUCCUCAUUGGUUUGUAGUGAAACUCAAAUCAGGGUUAGUUCAGUGUUAAACAGGGAUGUGAAGCAAUAUGGAAAGAAGUUCAUGUUUGACUGCAAUGAAGAGACUUGCUGGAACUCAGACCAGGGUGAAUAUCAGUGGGUGUCUCUGGAGUUCCCCCAGUCUGUCAAGGUGUCAGAGCUAAAGCUCCAGUUCCAGGGCGGCUUCUCAGCAAAAACUUGCAGGCUAGAAGGUUGUCCUAUAGAUGGAGACUUUACACCAAUCAGCCAUUUUUAUCCAGAGGACAACAACUCUCUUCAGAGCUUUCCCAUACAGGAGGCCCCUGCAGUGGACAAAGUUAAAAUAAUGUUUGAGAAUAGUGCUGACUUUUUUGGGAGAAUUAUUGUUUAUUCCUUAGACGUCCUGGGGGGAAAAGCUUCGUGACCAUUUAUUAUCCUCUCAUGAGAGAGGAAAUGACCCCAGAGUAAAGCACAGGACGGUGGGGUGGCACAUCUGUACUGCCACCUCAUGAACUGAUGUGAAUGUGGCCUUUUUUGGUAUCGACUCUUGAGGGAUCUGUCAAGACUUCUCACUUCUUAUAACACAAACCCAGAAGGUUUGAUAUGCAGCCUGAUGCUGAGUUAUAAUGGAACAUUUUACGGAUUUCAUCCCACUCUCUAUGCUUACGUAUUUGCCUUUAAAUUAAUGUACCAUUCCACUGACACAUAAGGUAUGAAAAAUAUAUUUUUAUUAAAAUGUGUUUUCAGACCUUUGCUUUUCUUCAGCCAAACUAAAAAAAAAAAAUCCGCUGCACAACUUUUGUAUUUUAGUCCUUGUUUGUUCAUUGGGAUGCAUAUAAAUGGAAUAUUCUUUUCAUUAAAAAAAAGUUUACUCAGUGUAAA
Molecule: messenger RNA, 938 nt
Organism: Labrus bergylta (ballan wrasse)
Lineage: Eukaryota; Metazoa; Chordata; Actinopteri; Labriformes; Labridae
Gene: nr2c2ap
Product: nuclear receptor 2C2-associated protein
Source: RefSeq, a predicted model, not a curated record